GCCGAAAGGUCUGGUCGCCCAGGCAGGAACGCGCAAUCCUCAGCGUGCACCAUCCCCGUAGCAUCCCUCCAGGCUCCGCAGGCAGCGAGCCUCUGGGCACCGGGCCCCCUCUGCUCCGCGGAAAAGCCUGAUGAAGUCCUCCGACAUCGACCAGGACCUGUUCACAGACAGCUACUGCAAAGUGUGCAGCGCGCAGCUGAUCUCGGAGUCUCAGCGCGUGGCCCACUACGAGAGUCGAAAACAUGCCAGCAAAGUCCGACUGUAUUACAUGCUUCACCCCAGGGAUGGUGGGUGUCCAGCCAAGAGGCUCCGAUCAGAAAACGGAAAUGAUGCUGAUAUGGUGGAUAAAAACAAAUGCUGUACCCUCUGUAACAUGUCCUUCACCUCCGCGGUGGUGGCUGACUCACAUUAUCAAGGCAAAAUCCACGCCAAAAGGUUAAAACUGUUGCUAGGAGAGAAAACCCCGCUAAAGACCACAGCCACGCCUCUGAGCUCACUUAAACCCCCGAGAGUGGACACGGCUCCAGUGGUUCCACCUCCCUAUCAAAGGAGAGAUUCAGACAGAUACUGUGGGCUCUGUGCGGCCUGGUUCAACAACCCGCUGAUGGCUCAGCAGCACUAUGAUGGCAAGAAGCACAAAAAGAACGCGGCACGGGUCGCUCUGUUGGAGCAGCUGGGGACGACGCUGGACAUGGGCGAACUAAGAGGUCUGAGGCGCAAUUACAGAUGCACCACCUGCAGUGUCUCUCUAAACUCAAUAGAACAGUAUCAUGCCCACCUGAAGGGAUCCAAACACCAGACCAACCUGAAGAAUAAGUAGUGAGAACUUCAAUCAAGAGAUGAGAAAAAAAGUCAGGAUAUUUCUGCCUUGGAGAAAUGCUUACCAACCACCAGAGGAAGAUUUGUUCACGAACAAUGAACAUUUCUCAUGAGGAUUCAGAUUAACAUAGGACUAAUCUUAGUUUUGGGGAAUGAAUGAGCUUCCUUUCUUUUCUUUUCUUUUUUUUUUUUAAUUUUGUGGUAAGCUAUGAUAUGUGGAUGGAUUUUGAAAAAAUUCUUUCCUGAUAAUAUAUUUAGCACAUGUUUUACAUCAUAAUCCUAUAGCAAACAGCAGGAGCAUCAUUCAAACUUAAAGACAGUGGGGAAAAAAAAUCUCAGUUUCCAAUUUAUUCUCAGAUUUCUUCACCAUGUAAUUAUUCUGUUAACUCCUUGCUGGUGGAAAUGCACACCACACCUAUCAAGAAAUAGACUUUAUUUUUUCAUCGUGUUAAACACAAUUGGUGGCAACGUGCACAGAACCUGGCAAAUCACUAUUAGUAGAAGAUACAUAAUGGACACAAAUUCUCAUUUUGCCUUCAAAAAUAUGAGCCAGCUUUGUCAUCCGAUCAAGAAUAAGGAGGGUAAAUCAAGAAGGAAUCCUCCUUUUUUUUUUUUUCCUGAUCAUUCGAGGAACAGUUUCUCAAGGUUAAGCCAAGUCCUCUUUUGCAAGCUGCCAAAACACUAGCUUAGGAAAAGAAUUAGUUUGCCUGCAUGAUGAUCCUCUUAGGCAAAAAUGUCUUCAUAGCAGUUGACCUCGAUGAAACGUUUUCCCAAAGGCAUUCACCAAAAGAACGAUCAGCCCCAGAAUGAGGGGGAAGUAAAAGAAUGUUUUCUUAUGAAGUUGGCCUGAAUUGUGGACUUUCGUGUAGGGCCCGGAGGAUUUGGAAAGAAAUGAGGGAAUUCUGCACAAAUGACCGCCUUGGACUUUGAGGUCACCCAUUCCUGUCUUUGUCACUCAAGUCCUCUUGCUGAGCUGAGAUUCAGCCGCUCUGGAGAGAAUGCCACUUGGCCAGUAUGGCAGACUGGAAAACCGUUCCUCUCUGAUGAGGGAUAUCUCUGAGGUUGAAAUCUCUAGGUUGAAAUCUUCUCCAUGGCAACUGGAUUUGUAGUCCUGCAGGCUCACUGCAAAGCUGGGCAUUUACCCUCCAGUCUGAAUGCUUCUUAGGACCCUGACUGGGGUUGCCCUUUGUACAUCGUGACCACAGGGGGUUGGUCUCCCCAUGUCAGGGUUUCCUGGGUGUCUGUGAUUUUUCCACAGAGACCUAAGGUGGUUACAACUCGGCGAGCAAUAAAUGAAAUGACUUAGGGAUGCACAGUGUCUUUACGGAGGUGUUUGCAAUUUGGCCCUGUUCUUUCGAGAAGGGUUCACUCAGGAGAGACCAGGCUUGUUAGUUUCUGUGACUUCAGAGAGAGCCAGCCCCGCCAGUCACACCAGCCACGGUCCGUCCCGUGGGAAGGAAGGAGGCUUUGAUAGGAAGAAUCUAUUUUUCUGUCUUGGAAAGCACACAACAGAACUAUAAACUUCCCAUGAUGACUUUUCUUUGAAUGUGUAAAAUAAAGCUUUCUUUGUCAAGUCUGCUGUAAAAUAAGCACUAAGUAAAAAAAAAAAAGAAAACAAAUCGUUGUUUCUGGUUGUGUUUAGAGUGUUUUUUUUAUUAUUGUUAAUAACAAUAUAGACACACUGAUGAAUGUAAAUCUCUUUUGCUUUUCAGAGAGGCUGUGCCAAACCCUUUAUAGAUAUCAGAUUAUUUUAGAAUUCCUUAUCUAGAUACCAUGGCUCUUUAGGUAAUCUGUCAAGUCCAAGUAAACACCCUACCCAAGAUCAUGUGGUUUGUUUUCAAAUUUCGUUA
Molecule: messenger RNA, 2669 nt
Organism: Cervus elaphus (red deer)
Lineage: Eukaryota; Metazoa; Chordata; Mammalia; Artiodactyla; Cervidae
Gene: ZMAT4
Product: zinc finger matrin-type 4
Exons: 7
Coding region: 131-820 (229 amino acids)
Molecular function (GO): zinc ion binding; nucleic acid binding
Source: RefSeq, a predicted model, not a curated record